Triticum turgidum subsp. durum (durum wheat) is the source of this 948-nucleotide messenger RNA. Lineage: Eukaryota; Viridiplantae; Streptophyta; Magnoliopsida; Poales; Poaceae. The record is from the annotation of a GenBank genome assembly.
AUGGCGGCGGCGACGGCUCCGGUGGAGGUGCCCGUGGCGGCGCCGGUGAGUGCCCUCUGCCCCGCUCCCCCUCUCCCCUCUCGCUGUCUAGAAUCUUCUUCUCGGUCGCUGCUGGCGCUGGAUCUGGCCGCGCCAGGGCGGGCGACCCCCGUGAUUUCGCCGGCGCCCGUGCCCCUUCCGCGAGCUCCGCAGGUGAGGACUGUGAAGGUCACAAAUGUUUCCCUGAGUGCAACUGAGCAAGACAUUAAGGAGUUCUUUUCUUUUUCAGGAGACAUUGAACAUGUGGAUAUGAAAAGUGGUGACGAGUGGUCUCAAGUUGCAUAUGUUACUUUUAAAGAUGCCCAAGGAGCAGAGACUGCGCUCCUUCUUUCGGGCGCAACAAUAGUUGACCUUUCUGUUAUCAUUGCACCUGCUCCAGAGUAUCAACCGCCCCCUACUGCCUCUGCUCCACUGAUGAGUGGAACCAGAGUACCAGCGGGUGGUGACAAUGUGGUCCACAAGGCUGAGGAUGUUGUCAGCACUAUGCUUGCCAGGGGUUUCACCCUGGGCAAAGACGCCGUUGGCAAGGCGAAAUCUUUUGAUGAGAGGCAUGGCUUCACAUCCACUGCCACCGCCAAGGUGGCCUCCAUCGACAAGAAGAUAGGGCUCAGCGAGAAGUUCACCAUGGGCACUACAGUGGUAAACGAGAAGGUCAAGGAGAUGGACCAGAAGUUCCAGGUCUCUGACAAGACCAAGUCGGCGCUGGCUGCGGCCGAGCAGACGGUGAGCAACGCAGGGUCCGCCAUCAUGAAGAACAGGUACGUCUUCACGAGCGCGUCGUGGGUCACCAGCGCGUUUGGCAAGGUUGCCAAGGCUGCCACCGACGUCAGCACGAUGACGAAGGAGAAGAUGUCAGCCGAGGACCAGCAGAAGGGCUCCGGGGGCAGCUCGUACACGCCCAUCCGCUGA